Nicotiana tabacum (common tobacco) is the source of this 1122-nucleotide messenger RNA. Lineage: Eukaryota; Viridiplantae; Streptophyta; Magnoliopsida; Solanales; Solanaceae. The record is from RefSeq and is a predicted model, not a curated record.
AUGAGAUCUCUGUCUGAGGAGAAAAACGAAGGGAGUGAAGAUGACUAUGAUAAUAUGGCUCUUGAGAGCUUCAUCAGGGCUAGGAGUAGUCAGGUAGUGCCUCCUGCACUAGUUGUUGAUAUUGAUGAUGAGGUAGAAGAGGAACCUGGUUCCUUGGUUCGUAAGUCCUCAAAGAAACUUACUGUUCCAAAGUCCAAAAAGGAGUCAUUUGUGAGUGAAAUGGACUUGAGCAAGGUUGAGGGUGAAAAGUCUUGUGAGAAAGAAGCUGAGAAAUCUGGUGAAGAGUUGGUUGAACAAGUUUCUGAGAAAAAGGUGUCCGAGAAAUCUGGUGAGAAAAGAAAAAGUGCAAGACAAUCAGUGAAAAGGAAUGCUAGUGCUAGUGAAGAACCUGGUUCCUCCAAGAGGGCCAAGGCUGGUGCAACCCAGGAUGCUGGAAGGGAAAAACUAAGAAUCCAAAAGGAAUGUGCCAACUGGCGGAGAUCUGUGAAUUCCAAUAGUGGACACAUCUAUUCACAACUGACAAUCCCAAGAAACGUCAUUGUGAAGGAUAAGGCAGUACAGCAAGGGGAACGGGUACACAAGAAGGCCCUCCUUCUAGUGUAUCAACUAAUGUUUGAAAUGGUGAACAAAGUUCUGCUCCCAUGUGCUGAAAGACACUCUAUUACAUCAAGAGCAGACUUGGUUAUCAUGGAAGCACUGGAUGGCUACACCAUCAUAAACCUGCCUGGUCUUAUGAUAGAGCACAUGAAGAAAGUUGCAGAGUUCAAGGAAGGUAAUCAUGGGUUGCCUUACAGGUUUCUCCUCACUAAAGUGUUUGAAUUCUUCAAGGUUCCCUUGGGACAGGCUAAAGUAGGAACUCGCAACCAAUCGUUCUCCAAAAUCACCCUUGAAGAGUGUGAGUGCAUUGAUAGGAGUGGAGGGGUUGGCAACAAUUCGACCAUUUCUCAGUUGAUCAAUGCUCAAGAUAGUGCCACUGAAGAAAUAAGGAAGCUGAAGGAUCGGAAUGCCAUUCUCGAAGGUCAGAUCAAUCAGACCCAGGAGGCAGCUAGUUCCAGUAGUGCCCAAAACACAGAGGUUGCCCGCCUGAGAAAAGGAAAAUGCUGCUCUCAAGAAACAGGUUGA